CAAAACACGGGCAAAACACACACAUACUCACACCCCAAAAGUGCACUCAACUCCUCCUCCUCAAUUACUUCCAUUUGGCUGCGACUACACGAGGGACACAUCGCUUGUGAAUAACAACAGCUCAUUUCAGAGAUUGUGGCUUUAAACAAGCACUUGGCAUUAAAGUAGUCAUCGUUAAAGGCGUCGAUAUGUUAAUAUUUAUCAUUCAUUGGAGCCUUCUGCCAUGAUGAAGUUGGACAUCUUAUGAAAUGACAAAGCGCUGCAAAUGAAGCGAAAACACGACGAAGAUGCAAACACUAGUAAAAUUCGAAAGGUAGAAAUUGUACUCGAAACUUCCACAAAAUGUCGGGAUUAAUUUUAAUCGGCGAUGAGAAAAAGAUGGAUUUUCGGUGAAGUGCGUCUGCAACCUCCUCCAUCCUCAGGCCGAAAAGAAAAAACAACAUCGUGUUUUGUUUAACCGUUUGAUGACAGGCGUCUGUCCAGUUGAAAAUUGCCCACGAAACACUUCAGACGAGGGUUACAGCAGUGGCCUCCGUUGUUGGUACGUGCUCAAAACUCUGGGAUGCACCGACACCCAAGAGUGUGCGUUCUGUGUGUGGUUGUUGUGCUUUAGGUCCAUUUACGAACACUAAAGAAAAGGCAGUAGCAAUAAAAGAACAGCCAAGUACUAACUUCUUAAUAGGAUUUCUAUAACGGCGCGUCCAUGAGCGAAGUCAUAUGAACCGUAAAAGGACAGGACUGUAUCUUACGGAAGCAAACACGUGCCUUUCGCUCCCGUCCACGAUGCUUUUCCACGGCCUGCCCGGAGGCGACAUUCACGGUGUGAUUGAAGAAAUGGAGCGCAGAGGCAAGAGCGAUUCGACUGCAAUAAGCUCGGCCAUAGAUAUGGGCGAAAGAGAAACGAGCAUGCCGUCGAUGAGCGGUGAACGUGUGGCUCUGUGUGCGGGCUGCGGGGGGAAAAUAUCCGACCGCUAUUACUUGCUUGCCGUAGACAAGCAGUGGCACAUGCGCUGUCUGAAAUGCUGCGAGUGCAAACUCAAUUUGGAGUCCGAGCUCACCUGUUUCAGCAAAGAUGGAAGCAUUUACUGCAAGGAAGACUAUUACAGAAGGUUUUCGGUGCAGAGGUGUGCGCGCUGCCAUCUCGGGAUUUCAGCCUCGGAAAUGGUGAUGCGAGCUCGCGACUUGGUAUACCACUUAAACUGUUUCACAUGCUCGACGUGUAACAAAAUGCUGACAACGGGCGACCAUUUCGGCAUGAAAGACAGUCUCGUGUAUUGUCGUUUACACUUCGAGACGCUCGUGCAGGGAGACUACGGACACUUCAAUCACACAGACGUGGCUCCAAAUAAAGCGCUGGGUACUGCGGGGGCGCUCGCGCUCUCCUACUACAACGGAGUUGGCAGCGUACAGAAAGGACGCCCGAGGAAACGGAAAAGCCCAGGACCCGGAGCAGAUCUGGCCGCUUAUAACGCAACACUAAGCUGCAAUGAAAAUGAUGGGGAUCCCAUAGACAGAGAAUCUCAGUACAAUUCUGGUCAGAAGACUAAACGAAUGAGGACUUCCUUCAAGCACCAUCAGCUGAGAACCAUGAAGUCCUACUUUGCCAUCAACCACAAUCCUGAUGCCAAAGAUUUGAAACAGCUGGCACAGAAAACAGGUCUUACAAAGCGUGUACUUCAGGUCUGGUUCCAGAAUGCCAGGGCCAAAUUCCGACGAAAUCUUCUGCGUCAGGAGAGCAGUGGGGUGGACAAAGCUUCAGAUGGAUCAACAUUAGCUGGUGGAACCCCAUCUGGUCCGGCAUCUGAAAUCUCAAAUGCCUCUAUGAGCCCUUCAAGCACUCCCACCACACUAACAGACCUCACUAACCCUACAAUGCCCACUGUCAACUCUGUACUGACCUCUGUGCCAGGCAACUUGGAUGUGCAUGAGUGCCGGAGUCCUUCUCAGACCACACUUACCAGCCUCUUCUGAUGCUUGUCAUUUAGUGAUAAUCACCAGUGACUCUUAUAUGGCUUUGAAAUUACAGAGCACAUCCUGUUUUCUGAAGUUGUGAAAGGUUUACUUUACUAGUCUGUACCACAUAUACCAUAUCUAGCCCUGAUGCUCACAGGUGCUGUUUGUAAAAUGGUGCCAUAAUGCAGAUGUGAUUAGUGGCACAAAACCCUGUAACUGUUCAAGUCACAGAUGUCCCAACCAGGGCAUUAUUUUCAACAGACCUAACAAAAUGCAAAAUUAUACUCAUGCCAACUAGAGACAAUUAAAAAGGUAAAAUUGGUGAAAUUGGUUAAAAAGAAAAAAAAGCUAUUGUUUGACUGUAAGCCUCUUUCAAAGUAUUGCAUAGAGGUAGGCAUGCCUCAGUGAAAGAAUGUUGAUGCUUUGCUGUUGUUCUUGUCUUUGGUGGAAUUGAAGAGAAUUUAUUUUAAUUUUUAUUUCAUCCUUACCCAAAUAUGUUUACAGCAUAAGACUGAUGACAGAAGUGACCUCAUUGUAUGAGUAUCAACUUCUUUCCGCUGUCUUUUAUUUAUAGAACUGCACACAGGGGUCAAUUUGAGGAAAAUGGAUUAUAAUGUGAAUAAUCUUGAGAUGAAAAUCAUAAACAGUAAAAUCAUAAUUGUCACGUGCCUUAUGCUGCAUUUUAGUAACUGUGUACAAAGUCCAUUUCUCACAGCUAAAAUGAAUUGAAUUUGAAUAUGUGUAUUUUAUCCAUUGAGGCAACAAGGUUUGGUAGCUCUGCAUAAAACAUGAGCAUUAAAUACAGGUACAUACUCUUUCUUCUCUCCUUCUUGAACUCUCUCUUGCUCUCUCUCUCUCACUUUUUCUUGCUAUAUCACCCAAGAGAAACUUAAAAUUAAUUAAAAUAAAUUAACUCAACAUCUUACCUCACUAAAAGUCCACUGGAUAUAAUAGCACAGCAGCUAAAACCUUAAUACACACUUCAUAUUAGCAAAAAUAAAAGAGUAAAAUAAUUACACUGAAAAAUGCAACAGCUGGGUGACUAUUUGUAUUAGUUCUGAGGGACAUCACUUAAAACAGGAUAAUGUAAAUCAGAAAAUAUGAUCAAAUUGUUUCAUUAACUCAAGCGAAAGAAACUACAUUUUGUUGUAGAUUCAUGAAUUAUUUUACAAUUAUUAAGAUGUAACAGUGUUGAGAACAGGUUGAAUGUUUCCAUGGUGACCAUAGGCUUUUGUUGAAUAUGCUGUAUGUUUUGGACUGACUCCUGGGGUGUUUCUUAAGCAUUCUUCAAAAUAUCCAAUUUGAUGUAAAUCAUCAGUUCUGUACAGAAUAUAUGUAACAGUUGUAUAGGGCCAUCCUUGCUAUUGCCAUAAACUGAGAAAUAAGAGGUUUUUGUAGUAAAAAUACAUGAGAUCUCAUCUCUCAUUAUUAUUACUUUAGUUAUGAUGCCAUUAUUUAUUCCAUUUUGAUCAGUGUUUUCAGAUUAACAGUGAACAUCAUUAAUGAAACAUUUUUUAUACAGUGCAUGGCUGUGGACACCUGACCAUUACACCCAUAUGUAGGCCUUCCCCAAACCUUUGCCACAAAGUUGUCUUUGUGAGCUGUAGCAUUAUUACUGGCUGACUAAAUCGUGAAUGGGAUGUUCAAAAAGCACAUAUGAGUGUUAUAGUCAGGUUUUCAGAAAAUUAUGGCUAUAUAGUGUACAUAGGUCAAAACCAUAUUUUAUCAUAACUUGAUUUAACUCACAUACAAACUAACUUUUAUGUUACUAUAUAUAUUUGAUAAAGACUGCAAUGGAUUUCCGCUAUAUAAUUCUGUAUUAAAUAUUAUGUGGUUAUUUAUUUCAUUUUCUAUGACAGCAGUCUUAGAAAUGCUCUAGAAUCAUCAGUAAUGUUGGAUGGACUUACAGUUCACAAUUGAACUUUAAUUAUUGCAAUGUAUUGUGUAUGGAAACAUAUUAUUCAAUUUAUUGCUUCAUAUACAAAUGAACUGACACAUUGGGCUAUUUUACAUGACUAUUAUUGUAAGUUCCUAAUUAAGAUCGACCAAAUACAACUGUGUCAAAGUCAAGACACAAAUUCAAAAAGUGAAUUUUAAGUUUUGCAAUGAACAAACAAUGAAGAGCACAUCAUGUAUAUGGCGAGCCAGCAUCCAUGAUAGCAAAUAAGUAAUAACAAAUAACCACCAAUGCUUACCACUUAAUUUAGCAAAUAUGCUAACAUGGAAUGACAAUGAAGAACCUAUCUGAAACUGUCUAUGAACCUAUGAACUGAUAUAGGAUUCCAUUGCUAUAUCUGGCAUUUCGGGGCAUGGUGGCUUGGUGGUUAGCAUGUUUGUCUCACACUUUCAGGGGUUUUGAUUAGUGCCUUUGCUAUUUGUGUAGAGUUUGCGUUUUUCCUCCCCCAGACCAAAAACAUGCAUUGUAGGCUGAAAGCCUAUAUGGUUAAUGAGUAAAUUGUAAUUGCUGAUUUGUUUAAAUCUAGAUAGAGAUUUCUUGAGGCAUUGCUUGUGAAUGAUAAACAGUAUAGAAGGCAUUGUGUUGAUCCCUGAACAAAACACAUAUAUUGGACUAGUCAUUACCAGGUCCUAAAAUAAGCAAUAAAUGCACAUAAUUAUUGAAUAGUUUAUUUGUCAGCUUU
This is a messenger RNA of Hemibagrus wyckioides, 4592 nucleotides long. It is a transcript of the gene lhx2b, whose product is annotated as LIM homeobox 2b. Bases 718 to 1971 code for a protein of 417 amino acids. Gene Ontology annotation, molecular function: RNA polymerase II transcription regulatory region sequence-specific DNA binding; DNA-binding transcription factor activity, RNA polymerase II-specific. The record is from RefSeq and is a predicted model, not a curated record. Gene Ontology annotation, biological process: regulation of transcription by RNA polymerase II; neuron differentiation. Gene Ontology annotation, cellular component: nucleus. Lineage: Eukaryota; Metazoa; Chordata; Actinopteri; Siluriformes; Bagridae. The transcript has 5 exons.